Botrytis sinoallii is the source of this 825-nucleotide messenger RNA. RefSeq lists its product as uncharacterized. The record is from RefSeq and is a predicted model, not a curated record. Gene Ontology annotation, molecular function: protein kinase activator activity. Lineage: Eukaryota; Fungi; Ascomycota; Leotiomycetes; Helotiales; Sclerotiniaceae. The transcript has 4 exons. Gene Ontology annotation, biological process: signal transduction; positive regulation of protein phosphorylation; cell division. Bases 1 to 825 code for a protein of 274 amino acids. Gene Ontology annotation, cellular component: cytoplasm; nucleus.
AUGGCUUCUUUUCUCGCAUAUUGGAGUCCCCGAACGAAGCAAUCACCACCGAUAAAUGGACUCACAGGAUCUGAUUCUGCAGCAACAGUUUCAGUGAAACUGGAAUCUGUAGAGGAAGUGGAUGACCCAUUCUUUACAGAAUCACCUGAACCUGCGCAUGUGCCAUCUUACUCACAAGGAGGAAACAAUAGGAAUCAACGUACACGAAACCAAUUUCGACCACGAAAUGCGCAUAAAGGCACAACGAGCUACCAACUGCGACAAUAUGCUGAAGCAACACUUGGCGGUGGUAGUUUGAGGAAGGUGGUCAAAUUGCCAGAAGGUGAAGACGAGAAUGAGUGGCUUGCAGUCAAUAUGGUGGACUUUUACAACCAUAUAAAUUUACUUUACGGUUCAAUUACAGAGUUUUGCUCUCCACAAUCGUGUCCUGAAAUGAAGGCUACGGAUGAGUUCGAAUAUCUUUGGCAAGACAACGAGAAUUUCAAACGACCAACCAAAAUGCCUGCGCCAACUUAUAUUGAACAUUUGAUGGCCUGGGUUCAAGCCAGUAUUGACAAUGAAACUGUUUUCCCAAGCAGAAUUGGUGUCCCUUUUCCAAAAGGCUUUUCAACCAUGAUCAAACAAGUCUUCAAGAGAAUGUACCGAGUCUAUGCCCAUAUCUACUGUCAUCAUUACCCUGUCAUUCGUGAGCUUGGGUUAGAGGCCCAUCUUAAUACAAGCUUCAAACAUUAUGUUCUCUUCAUUGAUGAACACGAUCUUGCAAGCGGCAAAGACUUUUGGGGUCCUCUGGGUGAUCUGGUCGACAGUAUGCUUAGGACUGAUUAG